Molecule: messenger RNA, 2352 nt
Organism: Stegostoma tigrinum
Lineage: Eukaryota; Metazoa; Chordata; Chondrichthyes; Orectolobiformes; Stegostomatidae
Gene: minpp1b
Product: multiple inositol-polyphosphate phosphatase 1b
Exons: 5
Coding region: 172-1527 (451 amino acids)
Molecular function (GO): acid phosphatase activity; inositol phosphate phosphatase activity
Source: RefSeq, a predicted model, not a curated record
AGAGCAGUUUCCGGACCUGCUCACUGGUUCGCGGUGGCGGUACUGAGCUGAGCUGAGCGGAGCCGAGCUGCUGCAGUGAUCGGGCCGGCCUGGCUGCUGGCGCUUGGCUUUGUGCUGCCGUGCCUUUCUCGGGACAGCCUGGUUUCUGGCCGAGCCGAACCGGACCGAGCGAUGCUGCGACUGAGCGGUGCAGCUCUGGGAACGGGGGCACGGAGCCGGGGCUCGCUGCUCCUCCUGUGGCUUGGCAUCCGAUUGUGCUCCGCGUCUGGCUUCCCCUGGGCUGAGCAUUACGGUACCAAGUCCAGGUAUGAGGGACUGGGUGCAGCGCCAUUGCCUGGGACCAGCUGGCUAGCCCCUGCCAACUGCACCGCCCUGCAGCUGAAUGCUCUGAUCCGUCAUGGCACCAGGUACCCAACUAAGAAGAACGUGCCCCGUAUGAGGGAGAUCCACCAGCUCAUCAGAGAGCAGGGCGAUCAGGGCAACAACAGCCUAGUGCAGGCUCUGGUGGGUUGGCACAUGUGGUACAACGAACGCAUGGACGGCAACCUUCACCCCCUGGGCACCUCCGAAAUGGCCAGGCUCGCCAAGCAGCUGGCCGCCAGCUUCCCCACUCUCUUCACCGCCCGCACUUACCGAGGGAGCCGGCUCAAAUUCGUGACCAGCUCCAAGCACCGAUGCGUCAACAGCACCAGGUCUUUCAUCCAGGGGCUGGAGAGCCACCUGAACCUGCGGGACCAGGUGGGCGGGCAGUGGGAGGUCAACGACAGGCUGCUGCGUUUCUUCGACCACUGCCAGAAGUUCAUAAACCGAGUGGAAAACAAUAACACAGCCCUGCAUCAAGUGGAACUCUUCAAGAGGGGCCCAGAGAUGGAAGGGGUAAUGAGAAACAUGGGAAAGAAACUUGGCAUCUCACCAGAGGCUCUAACCACCAAUAUGGUGGAAGCAGCGUUUUAUCUUUGCAUCUAUGAGUUCAUCCUUAAAGGCAUAGUUUCUCCCUGGUGUGACGUUUUUGAAAAGGAAGAUGUAGAGAUAUUGGAAUACCUGGGUGAUCUGAAGCAAUACUGGAAGAGAAGUUAUGGUUACAAAAUUAAUGGUCUCUCCAGCUACAAGCUAUUCCAAGAUCUCUUCCAAUAUAUGGACCAGACCAUUGAAGAGAGUGAGAGGAACCAGUCCAUAUCUCAUACUGCUGUUGUUCGCUUCGGACACGCAGAGACCCUCCUACCUGUCCUGACUCUCAUGGGUUAUUUCAAGGACGACAACCCAUUAUUGGCAAAUAAUUUUGAAGCACAAAAGGGUCGCAAGUUCAGAAGCGGAUGGAUUUCUCCAUUUGCUGCAAACCUCGUUCUCGUGUUGUACAGUUGCAGCGGAGCACGGGGCCUGGGAGACAAGUACAAACUCCAGUUAUUUCUGAAUGAGAAGCCACUGCCAUUUCCUCACAGUGGAAACCUUGUAACCGACUAUGAGGAUGUAAAGUACAGCUAUGAGCACCUUACCGAAUCACUGAAAUUCAACAAUGUAUGUGUGUGAUGACUACAGUUACUUCCAUUUCAUUUUAUUUCUCCUUCUUCUUUUUUUGUUUCUAAUUUAUGAUUAAAAUUGCCAUCAAUUAGACUUUUUACAUCUUUGUUUUAUGGUUAUACAGUUGAUUCAGAAUUUGCAGUUUUCGUAAAUAUAACAAUUCAGCACCAUUCAGGCUUUCAGCCUUUGAAGGAGAUCUGCAAUUAAUUACAGUAAUUUGCUGUGUAAAUAAAUUUCUCCUCAUCCCCACUCUACACCUUGUGUCAUGACAGGACGAAGGUGAAAUCAGGAUAUGACCCGAUUUCUCUCGGAGUAGAACAAUGGUGUUCUUGCUUUGGGCACUAAUUGUGACCUUUACAAGCCACAACAUUAGCAUUUCUCAGCCUUUUAAAUUUGUCAGGAACAAUUCCCUUCCACACAAGCGCCUAAACCAUGGAUUGGGUUCAGCAGGUAAAAAAUGUUUAGAAAAAAGGCAAUUCAGAAGAAGAGAAAGAUUAAAAGGAGAAAGAGAAAACUGCAGCUUUGUUUCAGUCAACUUCUGAAAGUAAAAAAGAAAGCCCAAAUCGGAAGGGAGUACAAUGGACAACAUGUGACAAAAAUUGGAACACAGUUUAUCCUUUGGUACAUCCUGAGCCUAAAGAAACUGGAACAAAAGAAACUUGGAAGAAUAAGUGAAAUCUCGCAAGUGAUCAAUGGGAGACUUUUGAUUAUAAUGACUUGUAACUAUGGAUAAAUUAUUCCUUUGCAAAUCAUGAAGGCAAUUUACAUCCACGGUAUAUUUCUUUGCUUGUACAUUAAUAAUCAUACAAAUUCUGAUUAAAUGGUACUGACUAA